AUGUCGGACAAAGCAUCGCAUCUUGUACUAAGCUACAGAGGAAACUUCACAGCGCCAAAGCUGUCAGAGUCGAACAUGGGCUUUGGUGUGCUGGGAAUCUUUCUGGGACUGCUCCUCGAAGUGUCCACCCAUGGACCACACACUGUUCCCCGAUCGUCCUGGAAGCACCAAGACAUAGAUGUUACAGACUUCUCUGAGCCUGGUAUCUUCAACUAUACCACACUGUUGUUGAGUGAAGACCGAGAUGCUCUGUAUGUGGGAGCCAGGGAGGCAAUCUUUGAACUUAACAAAAACAACAUAACCAAAAGACGCAAUAAGGUUGAGUGGACCGUUGACGAAGAACCUACGGAGAAAUGUGUCAUGAAAGGAAAAUCUAAAAAGAGAGACUGUCGAAAUUACAUACGGGUGCUUCAGGUUGUUGAUGAGGAUCGGCUUUAUGUCUGUGGUACAUAUGCAUUCGCACCCCUGUGUGAUUACUUGAGUUUAGCUGACUUUUCUCUAACCAAUCGCCCAGAAGAUGGCAGAGGAAAAUGCUCUUUUGAUCCUUAUCAAAGCUUUACCACGGUCAUGGUUGAUGGUGACCUUUACACUGGUACAGUUUACAAUUUCUUGGGUAGUGAGCCGAUCAUUUCCAGAUACUCCCCUCCCCAGUCUCUCCUGAGGACAGAGUACUCCACAUCUUGGCUUAAUGAGCCUAGUUUUGUGUUUGCUGAUGUGAUCAGGGAGGGGAUAAAUAAGGCUGAUGGUGAGGAUGACAAAAUCUACUAUUUCUUUACUGAGGUAUCAGUGGAGUAUGAAUUCUUUGGCCAGCUGCUCAUCCCUCGAAUUGCACGUGUUUGUAAGGGUGAUUUGGGAGGACAGCGCACUCUCCAGAAAAAGUGGACAUCUUUUCUGAAAGCCAAAUUGGUGUGCUCCAUGCCCGAGCUUAACUUUGUCUUCAAUGUGGUUCAUGAUGUCUUUAUUUUGAAGGGGGCAGACUGGAGGGACACAGUCAUCUAUGGGGUUUUCACCUCACAAUGGGGCAAUGUUGGUUUGUCAGCCGUUUGUGCCUACGCUCUGACUGAUGUAGAACAUAUUUUCUCUGAAGGCAAAUACAUGCAGAAAGCAACAGUGGAACAAUCACACACAAGAUGGGUUCGUUACAAUGGUGUGCCACCUACGCCUCGGCCUGGUGCAUGUAUUAACAAUAAAAUGCGUCAAGAACGCAUCAGCAGCUCUCUGCAUCUGCCUGACAAAACUUUACAGUUUGUGAAAGACCACCCUCUGCUGGAAGACCCUGUUCUGCCAAUUGGCAGUGGACCUCGACUCAUCACAAAGGAUGUGAACUACACUCAAAUUGUUGUGGACCGCGUUCUUGCACUUGAUGGAAAUAUUUAUGAUGUCAUCUUUACUGGAACAGAUUUUAGAUUUAUGAUUUUGUCUUUUUAGACAAAGGGAAUCCUGCACAAGUCUGUUGUGUAUGAAGGGAAUGUUCAUACAAUAGAAGAAAUCCAGCUACUGAAAAACGCUGAGCCCAUUAAAAACCUAUUGCUGUCCACAAAGACACAGACUAUAUAUGCAGGCUCAGACUCUAGUGUUGUCCAGUGCCCCACAUACUUAUGUGGUAAAUAUUUAUCUUGCAUUGACUGCAUUUUGGCACGAGAUCCCUACUGCGCUUGGGAUCCACACACAGAAAGGUGCAUCAAUAGUGUGGGGAAUCACAACAGUUUGUUAAUCCAGAAUCUCAAUGGUGAUGCAGACCAAUGCCCUGCAGUGGCAAGCCCCUCCCUGAAGACGUACCAGACAGUCAGAGUAAAAUUGGGCAGCUCUGCAGAGCUGCCGUGUGAAGGGUCGUCCAGCUUGGCCCAUGUUAUGUGGAAGGCCAAUGGCUCUCAGCUCACAGAUGCAUCUCGCUUUCACCUGAUCGGUGACAGUGGACUUCUUAUUUACAGUGUGGCUCCUGAGGACCAGGGCCACUAUGAGUGCUGGUCAGUGGAAUGGGCUCCUGCUGUAGGGAAGAACUUUAGCCUCCAGCUGGCUGGAUACAUCCUCACUCUGGACCUCCCUGUAACUGAGCCUCAUCAGGCAGGUCACAUGACCACUACCCUCAGCAGCAAGGAUGCAUCUAGUACACAGACUGUGGCAGGUAAUAGUAAGACAGAAAGAGUAUCACUAACUUCAGCGCUUGUUCCCUCCCGUUUUACAACAUUUUUUACAUCUUCACCGCAAACUGACUCAUCACUAACCUCACCACCCAGCCACAAACUUCAACCCAUUCAGCCAUUCUCACCUAGUUCUUAUCCAUCCCGCACUGGGAACCAGGAAACAACAGCAGCAUCUUAUUUGCCACAAGACAACAGCACGGCCCUGCUUCUUCUUUUCCUUUUGUUUUUCUUUCUCUUUUUGGCAGCAAUGGUGUACAACUGUUACAUGCAGUACCUUCCUACCCCUUGUUUGCGCUUGCGAACUGCACUUAUUGGUAACAACAAAAGCGCUAGUCAGCCUGAAUAUCGGGCAUGUGAGGCAGGGCUAAUGGAGAUGUCAACAACGGACAAAAUUAACUCUGCUGAGCAGCCUAAGCAAAAUGGUAGUCAAUCCACCGCCAAUAUGCGGGCACUGCGAGACACAGGAUAUGAAACUGAACCUGAGUGCGGCAAUGGGAAGGUUCACAGUUUUGACGACAGCCCUUCCAUGGAGAAGCCCUUUGACAUAGAUUGUGACUCUCAGCCAAUUGAAUAUGCAGAUGCUGAUGUGGAUCCUUAAUCCUAAUUAUUUUUAAAUUGAACAAAAAGACUAUUGAGUUCAUGCAUAUGCAGUCUCUCUCUGCUAGUCAAAAAGCCAAAAUGAAAGUAAGGUAUUGUCUGUAGUUUUUCUAAAAUUCUGCAAGUGUAGACUCUGCACAUGCUUAGUCCAGCAGGAAAAGCUAUUUCAUUCCAAAUUGGAAACACAAUUUACCAAAUUGGUAAGUUAGCUAGAUGUUUUCCAAAUUGGAGUUUGUUACUUUGUACAGCUUUUGUGAACUAAUGUCAGUGUUAAUGUUUUUUAAAGCAAUGUAUGUUACCAAACAGUUAUUGCUUUGUUGGUUUUUUUUUCUCAGGGAAGAUUUUCUCAACAGCGCAAUGAAGGGUUUAUCGAAUAAGCAGAAAUAUCGACUGUUGCCACCUAAAUAGUUGUAUCCAUUUAAUCUAUUGUACCGCUGUCAUAAGUCUUCUUUUUUUUUUUUUCCUUUUUAUCCAGUGAAAUCAAAAAUAACAAAAUGAAACCUUUUUAACCACUGCUGUAUCAUUUUUGUUGUUGUUUAUUAACCAUCUGUGCCACUGUAUACACACUGUUGUUUUACCUAAAAAUGUAUAACAUGCCCUGGAAACAAUCUGAAUGCCUUUUGUUUUUACAGUUAUUUUAAUGAAGACAGACAUGGUUAUUUAAGAUGUGAUAAUUUAAUUUGUAGGCUAGUUGUUUAGAUUUUAUUUAUUUAAGUUGUUCCUAUGAUGUACAAUUCAAAAUUUCACAUCCCUGAGUCUGCUCAUUCAUUAUGCAUGUGCCACUAGAUUUCCAUUUUCCUCAAUCCUGUCUCUCUGUCCAUCACUCCUCCUUCACAGCCUCUGCUCCUGUUGACACCUCGUCCACUCUCUCCACCUCUGAGCGGAGCACUCUUUCCUCCCUUCCCUCAUCCUUCCCUUUCUCUGCCAAAUCCCACACGUUCCAGGCCAAAGAGGCAGAGGUGAGACUGUUACCCCCUCUGCUGAAGGACCAGGCCUGGGGGGUACAUGCCCAGGAGGCCUUCAUGCUCUUCUGCCUUGCUUUGGGUGAGUGGUGCCUCUGACAGUGACCCCACUUCUCCUCACAAUCAGAUGCUUGAUGUGAAACAGUCAUUUCUGCACCAUUAGUCACAUUUCUCUUUUUUAGUUCUUUGCACUUUGCAUGUACCAGCUCAACACUUGAACUAACAACUUGCUUGUUCCCUUUUUUGGUCUUGUCAUAGUUGUCAAACAUUUGGUUGAAAUAUGAUGUAAACUUCUAUUCGAGCACAAAUGAGACCCUUCUAGAUCUUCAUGUUGACUGGACUUCCCCUUCUUGGUUUGUUUAUGACGAACAAAAUGACUACCCACAUUUGAUUCUAUGUCAAAAUGUAAACUUGUGUGUGUAUAUAUAGAAAAUACUUUUGAACAUGUACAGAGAUUUAGGGUUUAUAUCUGGUGUCUCUUAAAUGGGGAGACUGAAUAAAUUCUGUGAAAUGUUUUUAAA
Boleophthalmus pectinirostris (great blue-spotted mudskipper) is the source of this 4224-nucleotide messenger RNA. It is a transcript of the gene sema4d, whose product is annotated as sema domain, immunoglobulin domain (Ig), transmembrane domain (TM) and short cytoplasmic domain, (semaphorin) 4D. Gene Ontology annotation, biological process: axon guidance; positive regulation of GTPase activity; semaphorin-plexin signaling pathway. The transcript is spliced from 16 exons. Lineage: Eukaryota; Metazoa; Chordata; Actinopteri; Gobiiformes; Gobiidae. The record is from RefSeq and is a predicted model, not a curated record. Gene Ontology annotation, molecular function: chemorepellent activity; semaphorin receptor binding.